This is a messenger RNA of Xyrichtys novacula (pearly razorfish), 20646 nucleotides long. Lineage: Eukaryota; Metazoa; Chordata; Actinopteri; Labriformes; Labridae. The record is from the annotation of a GenBank genome assembly.
CACUUGAAUUGGGGGUUGUUUUUUGGGAUACCCAAAAUUACAUUGUGUGUAUGUUUUGAGGAUUAUUAUUUUUGUUGUUGUUGUUGUUGUUGUUAUAGGAUUAUUUAUUUUUCAUUUUAUUAUGAGAUGAAGUAAUAUGUAGUGUCACCAUGAUAGCUUUCUAAAAACUGAGAGUUUUCUUUGUUGAAUUCCUUUUGAGAAAUGAAAUUACUUCAUUAUGAAUAGAAAUGUGAUGAAUAGCUAAUAUCUUAAGUUAGGACCCAAAGACACAUGAAUGGCAAAAGUGACUUCAUUUGACUGUUGAUAGCUGAAAUGACAAUUAAGGAUACAAAAAGUAUCAUUGUGGAUAUCCUAAAUGUUCAUUUUGACUUGACAGAAUUGAAUGACAGAACUCUGUAACAGAUACUAUUUAUGAAAGAGACUAAAUAUACUGUAAACGGAUAGAAACUUGCUGGUGAUCCUUCCAUGGCAUUCAGAGGUGGUUUUUUUGUUGUUUUGUAAAAUUUGGCGUAUGGGGAGGUGAAGUGUUGAGGUAACACAGGCCUGUAGAAUUUUCUAGGAACAGAAAAGGCACUUAUUUUGUGGGAUGGCCUUGGAACAGCAUUCAUGUAGGCCUAUAAAGAGGAAUUGCUUAUUACUCUUAACGCCUACAGGAAGCACCUGUAAAAUAAAAGACUAUUAGACUAGACAGAAAGUUGAGCGAAGUAUGUAUUUUUUAUACAGAAAUGUUGAGCUUAUGUGAUGUUUUACCUCCCCCUAGUGGAUGAUUUAGGUCAAAAAGCAACAGAACUUCAGUCAGCUUCCUCACUUUAUCAUACAAUGUGUGCAUUUUAUAGCAUUUGUGACAAGAAGAUUAUCCUGUUAGGCAAGGCCGACUUGUAUCUCACUGAGCUUUGCUAUCAGACCCCUGCUUUUUCUACAAGGAUAUUGAAAUAUACAUAUAUCAGUAGGUAGUAAGUCAAGGAAAAGUAAAAAUAAAAUAAUACUGGUGAAAUGACAGCAAGUAUGUAAACUUUACGAGGUGUAAAUGUGGUUUUAUUUUAGCGUGCCUGCCCCAAGGGCUUUAACAGGUGCACUACUCAGAGCGUGGAGUGAAGAUGCUGCCUUCAUGUGUAGUCGGUUGAAUUUAAAAUUGCCUCACCUAACCUCGGAUUAACUAUUUAGUUUGAAUAUUUGUCAAAUUUUUCAUUUGAGCUGUACAUUUUUCACCUUUUACGUUUGGAAAGACAAAAUAUUUUGAAUCUAAUUGUUUAAUGGAACGUUUCAUUUUAAAACUUCCUCGGCGUUUAAGCUCUUCUCCUACAAUUGUUGCUGCAAAGCAGUCAUGCUAUACUGUUAUACAGAAAGACGAUGAAAUAGACCCAUAAAUGUUGUUUAACAGUGAUUUUAGCCCCGUACUGACAUGCGCUUCUGCACUCAAGACUUAUCUAUAAUUGUUUACAAAAAAUACCCAACAUAACUUUUUUUUAACGUUCAAGGCUCAUUUUUAGUGGGCCAGAUCGUUCACCCGACUAAAUGCUCUAAAAUGAGUUUUGAUAAGGCCUCUAUAAGAGAUAUGUAAAGUUUAACUUUGACGAUCUUGCAUUGUUCGAGGUAACAUGAACGCAGCAUCAGAUGGUGCGUGCACUGUGCUGACGAGCCGUUGCUUGUGGAAACAGCUGGUAGUUUCUGUCAGCGAACACCUCGGCUGGAGAGCAGCUUUUGGCUGGAGUAAAAGUUCAUAUUGCUCUCGGAAUUUAUUGAAAGCGUUUUCUUUCAACUUUCUGCAGCUAUUCCAUCAGACGCUAGGAAAUGUCAUCCUGUUAACGCCACUCUACUGGCCAGUUGUUAAUGAAGUACCUAGCUUGUUAGCGGUACACCUCUGACGCUCGACGUCAAGCUAGCCGGCUAAAUUUGUAGUCCCAUAGCAACAACUACCAGGAGACAAGUUUUCUACCAUUGCAGAAAAACUGUCAGCUGCCGGGUUUCUGGCAGCGUAGUGGCAGGAUUUUGCUUAAUUUCAGCAUGACUCAUGUUCAUUAUAAAUUUUCCUCCAAGCUCAGCCAUGACACGGUGGUUUUCGACGGACUGAACAUCACUCUGAGGGACCUGAAAAUACAGAUCAUGGAGCGGGAGAAGCUCAGAGCUGGAUACUGCGACCUACAGAUCACAAACGCUCAGACCAAGGAAGGUAAUAACCCCGAUGACUGCGCUGAUAAUGACAGUGUGUUUAUCAUGACAGUAUUGAACUUUGGAAGACAACACGUGGUCCUGGUUUGACAGCUGUUUGGUGAGAGUGUUGCGUCAACUAAAAUCAACGUUUGGGGGUAGAGCAAAGGGGGGUCCAGAAAAGUCAACCACUAACAAAAGAGUGAUGAAUGGGCAGCAUUCCUGCUGUUUUCACGCCUCAUGCUCUUAAUCAGACAGCCUGAUGGCGCGGGAUCAGCCCUGUCAGUGCCACCAGAGAUGGGGGGUAAAAAUAGCAAAGGUAGACUACAGGAGCACAGCCCAGGCAUGACCAUAAGAAUUGAGUUGAGCUUCUAAUCAAAUAAACAUGAAUCUCAUCAAUAUGGAAACAACUAGUUUGAGAAAGAGUGCAGCAAGUCACAAGUAGGCUGCCUCACAUGCAAGGAUAAUGCAUAAUUAUUCACACUAGAGUAAACGUAUAAGUCUAUUUAAUUCUAGGCAUAAAAGCUUACCAUGAAAAGAUCUAAAACCGUUGAUAUAUUUGGAUUACAUCUUUGGCUAAUGUGUGCAUACACCUGUUUAGUAUGUAGGACUGUCAAUCAACACAAGUAGGGUUGUAUUUGAGAAAAAUUGAUUUAUUAAACAUUAGUCUAGCAGCGGGGCAACAUCUAAGAUUUUCAACAUCGACAGUCCCUUAUGAUAGGUUUGAUGUUCAGUUCAGCACAUACUGAUCUCAACUCAUGUCAGGGGGCUGAUUUGGUUCACCAGGUUAAAAUCUUAUCCUGAGUCUGAUGUGUAUAGAUUUUAGAGAUGUUAAAAAUCACAUCAGAGCAUUCUGUAUAUGAAUGACACCAAUCUCUUGACUAAAAAUUAAUAAUUCAUUUAUUUAUCUGAAGCUAGCAAAUCAAUCUAUCAACUAAGAAAGGUCCUGCUUGAAUCAUGUUAAAUUGCAAAAUUGUAAAUUCUUCCUUCUUCUUGCUCCUCGAAGUUGCAAUACUCAAAAAUGAAAUGUCUUUUAAAAAUGAAAAGGUGCAAGUAUUGCUUUGACAUAUCUCCAGUCUUAAUAAAUGUAAAAUUGUGCAAUUACUGGUGCAGUCUGUUACUCUACUGUUGAUGGGUUUGAGAAAUGAGGGCCUUGGCAGCCCAUUACCUUGGAUUAAAGGAAGCAGCCUGGCUACUUCGCUCCAGUAGAAAAGUACAGCUGUGGUACGCUUAAAUUGAGAGGGUCAUUAAAGAGAAAUGAGCAUCAUUAGCAGCUGCAGAUUUAUCAAACCAAGACUCAAAGUAGUUAUGGUAUUUUAAAGUCUUAACCAAACUAUUUUAAACUCGAUCAAAGAACUAGCCUGACACCGGACAUUAGUUAUCGGUAAAUAAUGUGCAACAUGAUGAGUUUUUUCUUGUCUGUCUCACAUCAGUUGUUGUAUUUUAACAAUAAUUCUCAAUCCUCUUUUCCCUAACUGGCCAUGUCUGUCUUUCUCAGAGUACAAAGAUGAUAAAAGUAUGAUCCCCAAAGGCUGCUCUGUUAUCGUCAAGAGAAUCCCCAUCACCGGAGGGAAGUCCAGCAAAACCAGCAACAUGUAAAUGUGUUUCCUUUGUUUUUCCAAGAGAGAAAUGUUUGUGCAAUUUAAUGCCAAAUUUCUGCUCUGUUAUUAGUGUUGAUAUCCCAGCCUUAAAGAAGUAUCCACCCUAGCUUGUACUGCUACAAUUCAAAGAAAGAUUAGUAUACAGUGGAUGCCAAUAAGCAGCCUCACUCAUAGGAGGAUUGAUCUUUAAAGGUCAGUGCUUGACCAUGAAUGCAGAUCUUGGACUCUCACUAGUUGAAAGGUGAAGGUUGUUUCAAAACACAACAGUGCUGUGUGAAAAGAAAAACAACACUCCUGUGAUAGACUACACUGAAGGUAACUCAGUGUAGUCUGGGUGACUCAGACGUUAGUCAGCCUUACACGGCAGAGCCAGCAGUGGUGUCGUCUUUUGGUGUUGAGAGCAGAAAAAAUACCAACCUGUCAUGUGAUUAUCCCCAUCAGCAGCAUUCAGCUGGGUGGAGAGGAAUGAGGGCUAAACAGUGAUUUAUACAGCUCAAAAGAUUAAAUUUAGCUCCUAAACUAUCAACCUGCAAGAGCAUGAUAAAGGUGGUUCAACUUUUUCAAGAGCUUCCCAGUAACUCUGUGUCAUAAAAAAUGUGUUUGACACAUAUUUUCAUUGAUUUCUAGAACCAAAUAUUCACAGGUAGCUGAAGGCAUACUCCUGAGUACUUGACACCAAUGGAAGCAUCAUUUGUUAGAUGUUAGUUUAUCCAGAUACAAUUUGGUUGAAAUGUAACAUUGACAUUUAUAACAGAGUGCCAAAACAUUUUGUUUUAAUCUUGCUCUACACUUACCGUGUUCCAGAUUCAAAAGCAUACAUUAAUUGCUGGAAUGGCCAGCCUCUGCGAGUAAAACCAGUGUGGGGACACCUCUUCAGAGCAUUACUGAAACCUACCAAACUGAGUGUUUUAAACUAAUUUUCGAAUCACACGAUUAUAUUAAACAUUUGUCACUAGAGAGAAAUUCUAGAUUAUCACAAUUGGGAAAUGUUUUUGGUUAUUUCUGCCACAAUUUUGGAUAUUUGAUUAAAAUGAUUUCUCUUUGUGUUCCAGUGAGAGAUCAGAUCUCCAGCAGAUGCACCAGGUCCUUGGAACUAACAAAGCAGUAUGUAACCACACAAAAUACCGCUUCACCUCUCCUCCCACAGCUCCUCUGAACACACAUUUUUAUCAUCGCCGCAUACCUACUCUUGGGCUGCAUUGGUCUAAACAAACAUUUACUCAGUCUAAAUUAUGAGAGGCAUCUUGUCAUUCCUUGUAUUGCAGGUAAAGUUUGUGCAGCAAAGAGGAACUGACUCUCAGUAUCCUGCAUAUGGUUUUAGGAAAAGUACUGUUCUGUGGCAGCAAACAAACAAAAGAACCCAGCCUUCUCUCCCCAAGGCCCCAGUGCAGUACUUCUAAUCUUAUAGGAAAGAAAUGCAGCUAAACCUGAUAAAGGCUCUCAGUUGUUAGAAUCUGUCAGUGAGUAGUGGGAGCUGACGGGUGGGUCAGACAUUAUCUUGCACCACAGCUAUGAUAAAACCAACUGUAGCUUUGCGAUGCUAUUGCACAGUACUUUCUUCUGUUAAGUUAAUUUACCAUAUUUGCAUCUUUACAUUUGAAGGCUUUUUUAUGGAGGUGUUAAAAUUACUUUCAGUAAAUGGCACUGUGAGGAGUAUUAAACUGGUGAAGAAACAGGGUGAAAGAGAUACUCAUGCCUCUAAAUGUCCUUUCAAAGUAAACAAGACCAUCAGGAAUGAGUUUAAUCCCUGUUGUAGUAUUUUUAAUGUCUGAACAAAUGAUUGACAGCUUGCUAAAAACAUCCUUUUGGACUUUUUAGACAGAAAAUAGUCACAGAGAGCAAAGUAUGUCAUUGUUAUAAGACAACAGGAUGAGGUUUCUGUCCCUCAAGUGUACAGGACAACAGAAUAGAGGUAUCACUUUGUUCAAAGGGGGCACAAACACCAACAAAAACCAAAUGUUCCUCACAGUACCUUUAAGUAUUACCUUACUUUACAGUGGGAAAUACUAAACUAUACAAGAAAAUAUUAUGAACUCCCUUAUUGUAGAGAGGAUGUCUAAACUGGGAUCUGUUAGUCAGGCUGGAUAUAUAUACAAUUGUGGUCAAAAGUUUACAUACACUUGUAAAGAACAUAAUGUCAGGGCUCUCUUGAAUUCCUGUUAUUUCAACAACUCUGAUUUUUGUCUGAUAGAGUGAUUGGAACAGAUACUUUGUCACAAAAAACACUCAUGAAGUUUGGUUCUUUUAUGACUUUAUUAUGGGUUAACAGAAAAAUUUACAAAAUCUGCUGGGUCAAAAAUAUACAUACAGCAGUGCUAAUAUUUGGUUACAUGUUCCUUGGCCAUUUCCCCUUCAAUUAGGCACUUUCGGAAGCCAUCUACAAGCUUCUGGCAAGCUUCUGGUUGAAUCUUUGACCACUCCUCUUGACAGAAUUGGUGCAGUUCAGUUAAAUUUGAUGGUUUCUGGCAUGGACUUGUUUCUUCAGCAUUGUCCACAUGUGCUCAAUGGGGUUCAAGUCAGGACUUUGAGAAGGCCAUUCUAAAACCCCAAUUCUAGCCUGAUUUAGCCAUUCCAUUACCACUUUUGAUGUGUGUUUGGGGUCAUUGUUCUGUUGGAACACCCAACUGUGCCGAAGACCCAAUCGUGAUCAGCAGCAAACUUCAGUCAAACCUCUUGUCCUUCUUGCACGGUAGCCUCUCAGUCCAUGGAUAUGCAAAACACGCUUGACUGUGGACGCUGACACCUGUGUCCCAGCAGCUUCUAAUUCUUGGCAGAUCUACUUUUUGGUGGUUCUCGGUUGACUCUUCACCUUCUUGACCAAUUUUCUCUCAGCAGCAGGUGAUAGUUUGCAUUUUCUUCCUGAUCGUGGCAGUGACAAAACAGAGCCAUGCACUUUAUACUUACAAUGUUUGCAUUGUUGCUCUUGGUACCUGCAGCUGCUUUGAAACUGCUCCAAGUGACUUUCCUGACUUGUUCAAGUCAAUGAUUCGCUUUUUCAGAUCCAUGCUGAGCUCCUUUGACUUUCCUAUUGUAGCAUCUGUGGGCAUUUGUAUCCAAUGAGCCCUAUUUAAAUGGCCUCAGAGAAGUCAUCAGCUGUAGUCACUUAUAAUCACUCACAAGAAGUUAAGAGGCCAUGCUAUGAAGCUCAUUUCAUUGACACAACUUUCUAAGUCACCAACAUUUCUAAUUCCUGUUGCUGUAUGUAUAUUUUUGACCCAGCAGAUUUUGUCAGUUUUUCUGUCAACCCAUGAUAAAGUCAUGAAACAACUAAACUUAAUGAAUGUUUUUCGGUGACAAAGAAGUAUUUGUUUCAAUCACUCUAUCAGAGAAAAGUCAGAGUUGUAGAAAUAACUGAAAACUCAAGAGAGCCAUGUCAUUAUGUUCUUUACAAAUGAAGUUUUGUGACUGUUAUUUUUUGCUGAAUUACACCUAAACCUUUUUCUGAUCUAAAAUAUCCUGGAAAGGUUUGGCUUGCUUCAGACUGAACUGUGCACUGACCUCACCUGAUUCUCUCUUUGGUUUCUCAGUAGGAGAAGUGUCUACCACUCUGCUUAGCUCUGUGAGUCGGUCGGACCAGAUAUACCUUUGUUUCUCUUUGUGUUUUUUUUUUCUUUACAAAUAAAGAUGUUUGUAUGAAGCUGUCUUGUGUAUUGUAUUAUGUGUUUGACUUCGCAGGAAAAAUGGCAAAUAAAGGCAGCAGAGGUAGACAAUCCUUGCUGAAGUCCUCAGUGUGGACCAAGCUCAGAAACCUUCCAUAAUGUAACCUCAGAGCUUCAUUCGCUAGAUUCAGCUGGACCAUAAUAAGUAGGAGGCAGAGAGAUAUGCCAGAGACAAUAGAAUUCAGAUCAGCUGGCUCAUUGGAGUAUGUAUUAAACAGGGGCUUUGCAAUUUGAGAUAGCAACUUCUACUUUUAAUGUCGACUGCUAUGACUGAGUAUUGAUGAUAAAUCCUGAUAGAUCACAACAAAAGCUUCUGUGAAAACAUCGGACUCUCUGAGCUUCAGUGUGGAGCAGUGACAGAUUGGAAGUAAUCGAGAAACUAAACUGAUAAAUGUAAUCUUAUCCUCAACCAAGUCAUCGUUAGUGUACAGCCAGCUGUGUCUGCACUCUGCAGUGAUGAUGCUAGUGUCAGCAUGCUAAAAUGCACAACGCUGACAAAGCAGGUGUACCAUAUUCACAGUUUUAGUUGGGCCUGGUAAUAAUGGGAGUGAUGUUAAUAGUGACAAUGUUAAUUUUGCAGAUGUCUGAACAGAAACCUAAGUACUGGAUAAAUAAGUUUCUAAGAUUUCUAUUUGAUGGUGGUAAAAGGGAAAUGUUUAAAAUGUGAAAAAAUUGAAUGAAUGUUUCGACCAAAUUUAGCAACUUUCUGCAAAGUUACUGAAGUCACCUGUCCUCACCUAUGGGUAACCAUCCAAAUGGCGUCUUUUGUGGUCCUCAUAUCUUCUCUGGUCCAAAAUAGAAGCAUAGGCUCUGUAAGAGACGUGAGGUUUUCGGUAGGGCUGAGGAGGACAGCUGAUAAGAGCAGAGAUUGUUUCUAUCUGACACAGUCCUGUUUCAACAGGCGGAAAUUCACAAGACAAGAAAGUAAAUCUGCAGUUACUGUCAGAUAAGAACCAAUAGUUAUGAUCUGCUGUGUGGAAAUCAUCACAGACUGCUGUUGGAAUUUGGAUUAUCAAAGUGAAAAGUGGGUGUUUUUAUACAGGAGUUGGUUACAUGUCUGAGAGGUCAAAGCAAAAAGAGCUCACAGUUUUUACCCAAGUCGCAGUCAAGAGGGUCUUAAUGGUUCUUACCUGAGAUUGAAUUUGUGUUUGAUUCCAACAGAUGAACGGCCAGAGUUCUACCAGUGAUUUCCUCUUUUCCUCCAAGGUAUAAUAUUCCUUCAGCUUGUGCAUUUUUAUCUGAGAUCAUACUGAUCCAACUUCUUUUCGUGUCAUCUUUGUGUCUCACAUGCAUCUGUGCGUGUACCUGCAGAUGGCCAACUUGGCUGAUGCCAACGUGUCUGAGGAGGAUAAGCUCAAAGUCAUAAUGAAUCAGUCAGCCUAUGACUCCAUCAAGUGAGCCAUUUCUGGAAUCCUUUCAAAUUUCACCCCCAUCCUCAUCCCUGUCUUUCUACACAACUGUUCCACCUGUUUGAAUAUCCAUGUGAUGUUGUGGUAAUUUUUUCUUUGAUUAUGUUUUAACCACAUUAAGUUCUCCUCAUCACUCCUCCAUCAUCAUUCAAAGUGAAUCUCGCUAGCUAACAUUAAAGUAAGCUAGAAGGUAACAUUCAAUAAUUAAAGAGGGGGGAAAAAAUCAUUCCUAUCCAACCUAAUGUACUUUCUUGCUGACAUCACCACUGGACAAAGGCUUUCACCAGCAUUACAGUAGGCUAAAAAGGGGUUGAAAGCUAAUUAUGUAUUCAGUAGUGUAACAUGAAACUACCUAACAAGCAGAUCUUUGCUAAGUGUUGCUUAUUUAUCUUCAAGCUAAUGUAGUACAAGCCAGAGAGCAGUGAUUUGCUGACAUUGUAAGCAUUGGUUCUAAAGCUAAGGGGUUAACAAAUGUGUCAUUUAAACCUUGAGUACAGGCACUUUUCAGUUUUUAUUAAUGGGGUAACAGUUAAAUGAAAGUGAUGGUCAGAUUACAAUCCUUUUCAUGCUGCUAACAAGCUGAAACACAUCAGAUGAACUUAGUCUUGAACCUUUGACAACUGAGAGUGACAUCAGAGCAAAAAAUCUCCUGAGUCACAUCUUCUCUCCCAACAAAACAAAGAACCCAAUUCUUCCUACUCUUUCAACAGUUUCUACAUUAAUUCAUUGUUGCCAUUUAUUUUCAGCACCCCCGCAGUUUUACUAUUUCUUUCUUUGCCUCUCCAUUCCUCUUUUCAGCUGUGGUACCGUUCUUCCAGCGAAUUACAUGUGUUAUCGCUGUGGAUAUACUGGACACCACAUCAGAAAUUGUCCCUACAGCAGGGUAAGAGCAGCGAUUACCGCCACCUCUGACUAUACUAGCAUAUGUGUGAAUGACAGCAUGUAGUCAGCUAAGCCUGGCAUUAAGUGUGCAUAUGUGUGUUUGAAAGCAGGAUAAAGCCACUGAUAACCCUGUGAAAAUCAAGAAAAGCACAGGCAUCCCCCGCUCCUUCAUGGUGGAGGUGGAUGAUCCCAAUAUAAAAGGAGCCAUGCUCACCAACUGUGGACGAUAUGCCAUACCUGCUAUAGACGCGUGAGUGAGAAGAGUCAGUGAUAGCAUGUCUUUUCUUCAGAGGUGGUGUUUGUAUUUGAUCCGUUUUGCCAUUGGAUAUAUUUCACAUUUGUCACGGCUGCACCGCAUAGAUGGUGUUUAAACAGGACAAGAAAACAUGACUUAACCUCGCCCCAUUAUUGAGUAGUUAAAUACAUCAUGUGAGCUUGGCAGGCAGCCAUUGUCAUAUCAGUGCACACUUCUUGCAGUGGCCACCCCAUCUUUCGUCUCAGAUGAUUGGUCUGAUCCAGUCAUCAGCUGACCAGGAACAAGCUUUUCAGGUUGCAGCUUUGCAAGAUGUAUCCGCCUGAUGACAGACUUGAAACCUGGCAAAUCCAUCUGUUUUAAAGGUUACCAUAAAAAGGCAUCAAUGUCAAUUUUACUGUUUUAUCACCAGUUCAGAACACCUUGCAGGAGCUUGAAUAGUAUGUGGAUUUUUUAAAUACAGCUAUUAAGAAUUAAUGAUACUAUGGUCAGAAUUCGGUCGAAUCCCAAAAGGAGGAAAAAACUUUGAUAUGCCUAAUAUGCACUAGUGUGAACAGAUGUAUUUUAAGGCCCAUAAAUAAUAUGAAACAAAAUCUGAAUUAAAAGAUGGCUCACAUCUUGUUCACUCACUUUUUUCCAUGUGUGAUUUGCUAAGAAUGAAGGGAUUGUACUGUAAUUCAUGGAGUACUGUAGACCGUCAUUUAGAAGUUACAGUUUUUAUCUCAAAACAAAAUGCUUUACCAGGUCUGCUCCUGGUUGAAACAUGGUAAUGCAACUUAGAACAUCUGCUUUAUGUACUACUGCCUCUCCUUAGUGAGGCGUACGGCAUCGGCAAGAAGGAUAAGCUUGCGUCUGUUCCAGCGCAGCAGCAGGAGGCAGAAGAUAAGGAGGAUCCUGUACCUGAAGAACUCCUCUGUCUGAUCUGUCAUGACCUGCUGAGCGAUGCUGUGGUCAUCCCCUGCUGUGGAAACAGCUACUGCGAUGACUGUAAGCUUGCUUUGUACUUUGUAAAUAAAGAACCACAAACUAUUGUUCAUCAAAGAAGACUAUUGUUCAGAUUUUGAUUCUGUCAAUAGAGACAUUAAAAAAUGCUACACAAGCUGUUGCAACUGUCCCACCCUCACAUGCACAUUUUCCUUUGGGUAAAAUACAUCUUUCUUUCUCAUUCAGGUAUCCGCUCUGCCCUCCUGGAUUCAGAGGAGCAUAUCUGUCCCACUUGUGGCCAUUAUGAAGUCUCCCCAGAUACUCUGAUAGCAAAUAAAUUCCUCCGACAGGUAGUUUGAAAAUAUGCAAUGAGAAAGUACUGUGUUGUGAGGCAAUACUGGAGAUUACUGAAUCAGUUGGGCAGUUUAAUUCAUCCCUUUAUGAAGCUGACAAAAGUGUUUGACUCCUUUAACACAGGCUGUGAACAACUUCAAGAAAGAGCAAGGUCAAACUAAAAAUCUGAAAAAAGAGAGCAUUAUCUCUAAGUCCCAAAAUCAACCCCUGAUGCCGAGCCCAGCCCCCACCCCACCCACAGUUAUCACACAGAGCCAACCUCUGAAGACUCACAUGCUAAUCAAGAGCCAGCAGGUGAGUCUGGUAAUAAGGUGUUUUGUCAGGAAGACAGAACAUCUGAAUAAGACUUUGGAACAGAUGACACUGUUUUGAUCACAGUCUGAUAUCUCAGACUGUUAAAGGGGGAUAAUUGCUUUAUUCUGCUACCUCCUUGCCUCCAGGAUCCUCUCCUGUACUCCUCCAAGGCUGCAGACACACCGUCAACAUCCCAGGAUUCUGAGACUCCUCACUCUGUCACAGGCCCCUCCCACACCUCCAACACACCCAUCAGGUCUCCACAGACUGUGCAGCUCCACCUGGAGAUUACUGAGUGAGGAAGAUCUCUUGGGAAGGAAGUGUUUGUGCUCAUAUUUCUUGUCAUGGUCUCAUUUACUUUCAGUCCUUAGGUUUUAGAGUUGUCACCCCUCUCUGUGUUAUUCUAUGUCCUUUCAACCUCUGUGGAUUACUGCCUUCAAGCACCAACAAAGACCAAAUACGUUCAGGUUGAGGAGCUAAAAAAUAAACCAGCAGUGUGAGGUAUAUCUGUUUUUUCCUUAGGGAAACUGAUGCAAAAACACAGGAUUACUCAGGAGCUGGUUCCCCUCCUGGACUGGUCUCAAAUCCCACAGCCUUACCACAGCUAAUGCCACAGGUGAGAACACACAAUAAACACACACGUACUUCAUUCAACAGAGUUACUCUGUAUAUGUACUCUGUGGUAUUUGUGUGUGCACAGGUUGAUCAGUCCCAGUCACUCAGUGUGAAUCAGCCAGAGUCUUCUUCAGGUCAGAGAUGAAGAAGCAUUUUGUUCAUCUGUUCUGUUUUUGCUUGCAUAAUCAUUUUGAUGUCAGAAACACACAAACACAGCUUGCUCCUUCUCCUCUUCAUCUUGUCCCACAGGAUCUUGGAGUGAAUUAACCCCCCAGCAGCUUCCUCCUCCAUUGUCCUUUUCCUCCUCAUAUCCACCUACUUCCCCACCACACUUGCCCUCCUCCCAUUUCCACCCAUUCCAGCCUCUCAGUGGAUACCCCCCUGGAUACCCACAUGCUGCACCCGUCUGGUCUUUCCCAACAUUUAAGGGACCUCCCUUCCCUCCCCUUUGCUCGCCUUCCUCAAUCCCCGCCCCGAUGCACCAUGAUUGGUACAAGAACAAGACAAAGGAGGAAAGGUACUAAGGACAUAACUACCCUCACCUGGACUGCACUAUUUCUAUUUGAGUAUCUUCCAGCUGCUGAAAAUCUCUAAAUGUCACAGGUCAUAGAACAGGUAUUAGGCAAGCUACCUGUAAAAUGUAGUGGACUGAGCUGCAGGUUACUUAAAAUCACAUUAGACUUCACCGCACUGAAGCUGUAUCCUGAGAAACAGCAGGCAAAGCCACAGCAGUUUGGCUAAAGUUUCUAUAAAUUACUUCCCUUGGACCACUUUGUACCUCAAAGUCUUACAAUGAAUAACAUAUGUUCCUUGUCUAUAUACUUUAUUUAGUCCUGUGACUCAGAUAAGUCCCAUUCAUUCCCUGAAUCUGUAUUUUUGCUGCAGCUCUGACACUAUCAGAGUGGUGUAAAGACAAUGAAAAUGAAUAUGAAAGUGUGACAGCUCUGCUGUUCCAUUGUUUUGAACUAUGUUGAAGUUUUCUGCUUACUGUCUGCAGCUUGAUUGAUUUGACUAGUGCAGCAUCCUGCCCUUUCAUUUUUCACUUUUAGGCUGCCAAUCAGAGCAGUACCUAAUUCUCAUAGCAUCUCCACCCACUCAAAUCAGUGCUUUGCUGAAGAGGUCACAAACUCAGAGGCUGCACACCCGACACAGUGGCAGGGUUUUUGAUGUUUAUUUCAACUGAAAGCAAAAUUUUCACUCUAAAGAAAACCAAGACAUGCUGUAACUGCUAUAAAUAGCAUUUAUGGGCCUUCAAAUCAUAUGCUAUAUCUACAUAUAUUUCAGAUACAGUGUAUUGCUUCCAAAGACUACAGAACAACUACAGAAAGUAAACUUAUGAAAGGUUGGUGGGUUAAAUGACUGGUUUAAUAAACCUAGUUUAUUUUUGAUGUGCCAUCAUGCGUGUUUAAAUGAAGAUAUGGACAUUUGAAGACAGCUGCAUUUUUUAUUGUAUGAGUCAAUUUAAAUCCAUUUAACUUGAUUUAAAUAUUUUAUUGUCUCUCUUUUUCCACGCACAGGUCUCCUCAGAGAGGAUCAGCAUAUAGACCCUCCUCAAAGUCUUCCAAGUCCAAAUCCUCUCACCCUCACCCUUCAAGCAGAUCCAGAUCCCGCUCUAGGUCCAGGUCCAGGUCAAAAGGCAGAUCAAGGUAUUUUAAGUCCCUUUCUUAAGGUACAGUAAGAGAAUAUGCUGAUAUUGAUUAAAGAAAUUACUACCUCUUUUGGUUUCACCUUCUUCUUUUGUCACUCAGGUUACCCUGCAGAGGAUCUCCCUAUAAAUGCUCCUCAAAGUCCUCCAAGUCCAAGUCCUCUCAUUCAUAUCCUUCCAGCAGAUCCAGGUCCAGGUCUAGGUCCAGGUCCAAAGGCAACUCCAGGUAUUUUGUGCCCUUCCUUAUUUUUAUUUUUAUUUUUUUUAUUUAUUUUUUGGUGUUUUGCCAAAAAAGUAUUGUUCUUACAUCUGAUUGAUUAUGGGGAUGCUGUGCCUGAAAUGUAAUCAAACAGAACAGUUUUGAUUCAGGUCCCUACAGAGACAGACUGUGCAUUUUACAUGAUUGAAGAAUACUUAUCAACCACUGUCUUGUUGCAGCCAUUGAAUUUAGUUGAGGUUUCUGUGCUCAUCAGACAGCAAAACACUAUCAAAGUAGAUGUUUAUUACAAGUCCAGCAUCAUUCUCUGUGAAACAGUCCUUGAGAUAGAGCUCAUUGUGGGGCAAAGUAGUGUAGUUCUUGGCGCUAUCAGCAGCUUAAUUUCAUUCUUAUUGAAUCCCCCCAUCCAUGACAAUCAGUAACAUGGUUAUAAUUUGACAUAUAAACAUUAUUGUCUUCUAUUUUCUAGGCCCAAAUCCCCUUCCUCCUACCAAAGGGAUCAACACACCCGCUCCCAGUCCUACAGCUAUGGUUACAAACGUUUGCACUCUCCUACCACGUCCUCUUCAUCUUCACCUCGAGUGAGUUACCAUUCCAGACACAAGUCAUCAUCAGAUCAUCGGCAUCACAGGAAAAAAUCAGCUAUGAGCAGCUCCAGGUCCAGGAGGGGAGGAGAACGCCACCACAAAAAGGGGGCCAACUCUCCUGUGAGGUUGGCUAGUUACAUGUUACCUCAGUAUGCAGAUCAAAUGAGCAGCCUGAAGCUGGACACACAGCGCUACCUUCAGUGGACAAAUGAAUACAAAGAGUGGUGUGAGAAAUAUUUAAACAGCUAUUUGGAACACUUCCAUCAGCUGCCUCCUCUUCCUCCUUGUCCUUUUCCUCCAGAUGUUGACAAAGAAAGAAGCAGAAAUCACUCACAAGCCAACUCCUGUGACCGACACCCAAGUAGACAAACUUCUUUCACACAUUGCCCCUCUUCUCUAUCACAGUCAUCUAGUGACAGCUGCUCCCUUUCAUAUCAGUCCUCAAGCGACAGAAGCUCAAAAUCCCCUCCUUCAUCCAGCGACAUGAGCUCCUCUCCAUCUCAUUUAUCCAAAGAUAGUCAUUCUCCACCUUCUCAGUCAUCCAGUGACAGCAGAUCAACUCAUUCUGAUGGAGGAGCUCAGGAGAGGUUUACUGAGAAGUGUGACUUGGCUCAACCAGACACAGAAAAUGAGGAGAGUGAGGAAGCAGACCUGCAGGAAAGCAGUCGAGAUAAUAAACAGCUUAAAGUGAAGAAAUCAGAGAAUCUGAGUACCCUAAAAAAUGAGAAGAAGCACGCAAAGGAAUAUAAACAAAUGCAAGGAGAGGAUACUUCACCUGUAGAUCAUGAGGUAUUAAUUGAUGACUGCAAUGUAGAAAACAAGCGCUACAGUGCUGCAUCAAACCCCUUGGAUGAUGGUUCCUCAAAAGAGGAAGAGGCAGCCAGCAGCAAGGCCUUCAAAUCCCUUCAACAGCACAUAAAAUCAGAUAGGUGUUUGGAAAGAGAACGUGAAAGAAAUAACAGAGAGGAAAUGCAUAUGGACAGAGAAAAAGGCUGUGGAAGAGACAGACAUUUGGAGUCCCGACAAGAAUUUGAGAGGAAGCACAAAGAAAAGUCCAGCAAAGAGACACACAGGAUCGGUGUAGAUAGACACAAGAAUUCCAAAGCAUCUGAUUCCAGAUCAGGAAAGAACAGAAAAAGAACAGAAAAAGACAUGGAGACAAGUCCUGAUGAUGCUCAAAAAAGAAGCAAAAGUCUGAAAACUAAAACCACAGAGGACCUAGAAACCCUCCAGGGGGAACACCCAUAUCAGUCUGGGAGGUUAGGGCUCAAACCAGAGAAACAAAUGGGGCCUCUGCCAAAGAAAGACAUUUGGGAGGAAGGAAUGCAGGUGAAACCACAGAAGAAGUUAAGAAUUAACAUUAGGUUGGAUACAAAACAAAAGGAAGACAAAACCAAAAAACUGGAUUUAUCUGAAUCAAAGAAAGAAAUUGAGCAGACUGGUGGGGUGUCAGAAGAGUCGAUGGAGAACAGAGGAGAAACAGAAACGCAUGAGAAUAAAGAAUCUAGCCAAGACCAUGGAGGUAUGUCAGAACAAAAACUCACAUCAGAAGGAGUGGCAGGACAUAUGUUUGAGGAAAAUAGCUUCAGAGAGGAGAAGACAGAAAACACUAAAAAGAAGGAAGAAAUCACACCGGACAUAGAGGAGACAAACUCUCAGGACUUCAAGUUAUGGAAAUCUGUCCCCAAAGGAGAGGAGCAGGUGGAAGAGGAGGAGGAAAGUAAAAACCAGUGGUUGGAUGAAAACAGGAUGGAGGACAACAAGGGUGAGGGGUUACCAGAUGACCAAAGGAAGAAUGCAAGGAAAGGAAAAGAAGGAGAGAAUAGGUGGAGGAAUGAUUGCAGAGGUCAAGAGAUGGAAGAGCUUGUUUUGGGUGCUCAGAGGGAGAAAGCUGAAAAGGAAAUAACCAGCAAGGAAAACACAACAAAGCUGUUGGAGAAACCAGGGCUGAAAGAGGAAAUGACUGAGGGAGUCGAAAUGAGUUUGGAGACAAAAGAUGAAGACACAUCAAAGACAAUGGACAAUGUCAGGUCAGAAUCUUUAUCUCUAAAAUUAACUUCUGUUCAAGGAAACAUUACAUCAAAACAACCUGAAAGUGAGUGAGUUAAACAAGCUCAAAUGAACAAUCAUAGAAUCCCUAUGAUCCACAAAAGAAUACAAGACCACCAAUGUCAAGAUUGUGGAUUUCUGUUGUGAAACUUUGAAUGCCUGUUUCCGCUGCAGGGGUAAGGGGGGGUGCACCAAAGAAACAGCCUUUGUUCAUCUCCCCACAGAAAAUAUACACAUGGAGUAAUUAAUUCCACUUUCAAAAGACAACACAUAUUGUCAGUUAGCUGCACUUCAUGAGGACAACACAUACAUAACAAUGAUGUGAUGGUUACCACCUUAUCUGCAGGGGGCACAAAAACCCACAAAGACAGAAAGUUCCAUACAGGAGCUUAAAAUGCAAAGCAAUGGAAACGUGUCCCAGGAUUAGCAGCCACUCACACCCUCAAAUUGUACCCUUGAAAAUGAGAGACUGCCGAGUUUCUGACAAGUUUGGCCCCUUCUUGAUUUUGAUUGGUUGCAGAGGGAGACGUAAAACAGCAAGUUAGCAACUACAAAACAUUUGACCAUUAGACCAUUCAGGUUGUAUAGCCAACUAUUGCUCUGUACAUGGCAUUGCAUUAGUGUUUUGUACAAGCUUUUUUUUUAUUGUAUUCUACAGAAAAAUGCCACAUUUGCCAUUUGAAGUGUGGAAGCAUUUCACACAAGCUAAUAUUAAAGGAAAAAUAUUUACUUAUUUAUGUUUGGAUAUAAUACAAUUAGUUUAAAUUACCCUCAUUUUCCAGUUAAUUCCCAUAAACUCCCAAUAAUUCCCAUAAAUUCCCAUGGAAAGUUUCCAAAUUGGAAUAUUUUCAAAAUUCCCCAGCUUAACUUCCCACCGAAAGUUUCUGGAAAUUUACAGGAAAUUUUCCACCCCUUUGCAACCCUACACUGGACUGAAGGUAUGAAAUAGUAAGAAACAGAAAGCAUUGGUUAGCUGAGAGUAGCUGUCAUUAACAGAGCUAGUACCAGAGACCUUUGGUUAAUGUCCACAUGCCUGUGCUGGCCACGUGUUGCUCCAGUCCAGUGGCUGUAUACUUGUUUGACAAGAAGCAUUCUACACACAACUUUAUCUCUGUUCACUAGAUCAAGAUACUGCCAUGCAAUAUGAUGCCAUUUGUCAUCUGCGCCUGUUUACAUUAGGGUAGUAAAUUCAAAUAGGGUAAUACAGAAGCAGAUUUAAACAGGGCUACAGCUAGACCAAAGCGUAGACCCAACAUAUGAGGGGCAUUUCGGGCCAAAAAUAAUGAAAAUGCUUAUGAUUAACUUAACUGACCAGUUGUUUUGGUUCAGACUAGUGACUAGGGGGGGAGAUGCCUGAGUCAUUUGGUCGACUAACUGCACAGAGGACACUUAACAGCAGCACUCCUACUGUCGAGACACUUAAAGUCCCACUGUGAUCAUUCUUUUACUACUUACUUUACUACUUUUACUACAGAGCUCCAGUAGCUCAUUAGCAAUUCACCUCUGAGUCAUUGGCAGAGACAGCACUGCUCUGCACACUCCUCUUCCCGCUAGCUUGCAGUCUAACAUUGCUAACAUUGUAGAAGUAGUGUUGUGGAAAACAUGUAUGGUAUGCAGCAAAAGAGUGCACAUGAGACAGGAUGAAAUCUGAGGAGCAGCCUGGGUUUCUUUCAUUGUACAGAUGUAGAAAUCAGUGCAGAUGACAAACGGAGUCUUGACCAAACCUGUGGAUAGCUUCCCAGGCUUUUCUCCUACUCCCUUUUAUACUGUCAGGUGUGUAUCUUUAUACAAUCAUUGUGUACUACUUUUAUCUGUUAUAUGCGUGCCUGCGUGCAUGUGUGUGUAAGUGCAUGCUUUUCCUGUCAUCAUGGGUACAUCAUAUCUAUCCUCCAGGAGGCUACCCAUGAUGAUAUGUUGUACUGUUCUGAAACUCACCACUUAGUUUAGAUUAGUCUUAACUUUGCUGGAUGUUUUGGCAGACUGAUAAGUUUUGGUCCCUGCAAAGAGCCUUGUUUACAACCUCCCAGUUGUGAGACUGCAUAAGUAGGCCAACCCAGCUUAUUUGUAACCCCUUAAUAUCACUCUAUAUUUCUUAACCUAAAUGUAUGGAAAGAUUCUACCUCAGUAGCAGGUAACAUAGGAGCUAUUCAGCUCUCAGACGCUAAUGUCUUUGGGGACACAAUGAAAGCUAAUAUCACAAUUAGCUUUCUUACGAGCAUUGUAAUCUGCUAACGCACACACUUUUUGGCGAUCGUCCUCUCUGUUUCUCCGAGUCUGGCCUGAAUAUUUGGGCUCCGGGGGGGGAGCUUGGAUUUGUGAUGUAGGAAAUCUCACUGAGUCUGAGCCUACUGUUUGGUUCUGUGAGAAGUUCACAGAGAUUUGAAAGCAGAAAUACUCAGAAAUGCAAUUUCGCACUUAUUUUCCCAUUAAAUGUCCUGUAGCAUCAAAAAAUGCCAUAUGAACACGUAGACAACAAGAAAAACAUAAUUUUCAUUGGAGUGGGUCUUUACGGAGAGGAACCAAACAGAUGGUUUGGUGGUUUUAAAAAUGUGGGGAAAGCAGUUAACUAUCACAAAAAUCAUUGUCACUUUCAGUAACACAGCCUUGAUACAUGUGUGCUAAAAUUUGCCAAAACAAUGUGAACUAGCUGAAGAUAAUGAUACCGGAUGACCAUGCAUUCAGUGGGUAGUUAAAAAAGGUGACUUUCAGCUUACCUUGGUUUGAAGGAUUUUUUAUGACUUUGUUUGUCCUCCCCAACAAUUGAGUACACAUGUUUAAUUGGAUUUGGUGGACUUCUUAGUCCUUUCAAGAUGCAUUAAGCUCAAUGGUGAACCAUUUCAGGCAAGAGAUAUGGUGAGGGUAGUACAGGAAGGUUAACGUGCAGCAGAGGACCGAGAGUUGAAUUUGAUUACUUAACUAGCUGAAGCUUAACUAGCCCCCUUUUUUUUUUCUUUGGUAGAGAUUCAUAUGAAGUAAUAUUUCGUAUUUUUUUAUGUUACACAGUCGAAGUUCUAAGAACAGUCAAGGGAGGAGGACUGUGGAGGAUUACAAUGAGGAAGUAUCUGGAGACAAAGAAGAGAAGCUUGUGCAGAUUCAGGUGAGUGUUUUGUUGGAUGUCUUACGGAAAAAAGGGAUGAAGAACUUUGACAAUUGUACAUAAGGAAACUGCCAUUUUCUCUGUCUUAACUCUCUGCUCCAGGUCCCUUGCUCCAAGUGGGAGAAGGAAGAUUCUGAGGAAAACAAGUCUCUGCCCAACUGUUCUGUGUCUGUGACAGCAGAGUCAACAACCAUUAAAAAUACAGGGGAAGAAAAAGAAGAGCAGAGACAGAGGUCAGUUAAAGUAGAGAGAGUCAGAGAGAAAAGCGCUACUUUGACCAGCUCAUAUAGAAGUUUGGCUCCCUCUUGUGGUCGAGACAGACCUGACAGCAGUUGGUGUACAGACAGAAGCAAGGAGAGAGGGAGGGAUAGUGAGAAACAAAGGGAUAGUGAUAAGGAGGGCAAAGUAAGGACAAAAGAGGGAGAUACGGGGAGAGACAAGAAGAAAGAGAGAGAGCACAAACGGGAUUCUCCUUCCUCCUCAAACUCUUACUCUUACUCAUUGUCACAUGACACAGAGAGGAGAGACAGGUAUCGAAAGAGUUUCCCAUUUCCUGAUGAAAAUUUCGGCACAAAGGAUCAAAACAGACACAAAACGGUCAAAAACUCUUUAACAAGCUUGAAAUUUAAAGACAAAGAUCACCACAGUCACAGCCGGGAGAGAGUUCAGUACCCCUCAAAAUCCUCUGGAGCGUCAGAUACUAGAAAGCCCAGAACAAGCAGCCCUGGUCAAGAAUUAACUCUGAGCAGGAGUAGAAGUGACAGUAAGGUUGAAAAAGGAAAGUAUAAAGUCAAAAGAGAAAGAACAGAACACCAAGGAUGGAGGUCAAGAGAGAAAGAUGUAGUGGCUGAAAGGACAGGGCGGAAAUUUGGGACUGGGGGGAAAGAACUGGGGGGGGGGGCAAGCAGCUGA